AUGGAUCCGAAGCCGCAAGGGACUCACCAUGAAGACCCGGUCAAACCGGCGAACAUGGACCACAUCAAUGUCGUGCGGGUUCCCCUGACCGAAGAAGAUAACAAACGGAUUCGAAACAAGACCGACAGGACCAUCCUGGUAAUCCUGAUGUGGGGUUACUUCCUGCAGAUUCUCGACAAGACGGUUCUAGGAUAUGGUGCCACGUUCGGCCUGAAGGAGGACGCCCACCUCUCCGGCAAUGAAUAUUCCUUGGUCGGUUCGAUGGCUCCAAUCGCCCAACUGGCCUGGCAGCCAUUCUCCUCAUUCUUGAUUGUCAAAGUGCCACAUCGGAUUCUUCUUCCUGCCCUGGUCGCCGGAUGGGGUGUCGCACAGGCGGCUAUGGCUGCUUGUCACAACUUCGGGGGGCUAAUGGCCACCCGGUUCUUCCUUGGUCUCUUCGAGGCAGGCUGUCUGCCUCUGUUCAGUAUUAUCACUGCCCAAUGGUACCGUCGUGCGGAGCAACCUCUGCGAGUGGCAGCCUGGUACAGCACCAAUGGUCUUGCGACCAUCAUCGCUGCGGCCCUAAGUUAUGGACUGGGACACAUCCAGUCUGGCGUGCUUAAAGAGUGGCAGAUUAUCUUCCUCGUCGUCGGUCUUAUCACCAUCAUCUCGUCGCCAUUCCUCUACUGGAAGCUCGACAACGACAUUGCUUCGGCCCGAUUCCUCAACGACCAAGAAAAGCUUCAAGCUAUGGAGCGCCUCCGAGCGAAUCAAACUGGAGCUGGAAGCCGAGAGUUCAAGAUGCGUCAAGUUGUAGAGGCCGGCCUCGAGCCGAAGACAUACAUCUGGAUUGGGAUGGCAUUCCUGCUCAACGUUGGCGCGUCGGUGACGAAUGUCUUCGGUCCUCUGAUCCUGUCCGGACUCGGCUUCGACAAGUUCAAGACAACAUUACUCAACAUGCCCUUUGGUGCCCUUCAGUUCAUCAUUAUCCUCCUGGCCAGCUAUCUCGCCCAGAAAGCCCGCCUCAAGGCUGUCGUGCUCGCCUCCUUUAUGCUCCCGGUCGUGGCAGGCCUGGCGGUCUUGUACGCCCUCCCGCGCAAUGACUCCGUCCAGGGUGCCUUAAUGGCCGGAUACUAUCUGCUUUCGUUCCUGUUCGGCGGGAACCCGCUCAUCGUCUCGUGGAUCGUGGCAAACACUGCCGGACAAACGAAGAAGUCCAUCGUCAUGAGUCUCUACAAUGCGGCGUCGUCGGCAGGAAACAUCGUCGGACCGCUCCUGUUCAAUGAGAAUGAUGCGCCCGCUUAUCAGCCAGGACUGCGCGCCUGUCUGGGUAUCUUCAUCGCCAUGGCCGUCAUUGUCUUGAUCCAAUGGGCCAAUCUGUUUGUGCUCAACAAGAUGCAGGAGCGUCGCCGUGUGGAGAAUGGAAAGCCGGCUAAGAUCGUCGAUCGGUCCAUGGACAAUACUUAUCAGGUUUCCGAGGAGGAUGCUGAGGUGGAGACGGCCGAGACGGACAACCAGGUGGGCAAUAAUGCUUUCCUUGAUUUGACGGAUCGGGAGAACGACGAGUUUGUGUAUAUUUAUUAG
Messenger RNA from Aspergillus bombycis, 1563 nucleotides. RefSeq names its product putative MFS transporter. Gene Ontology annotation, molecular function: transmembrane transporter activity. Gene Ontology annotation, biological process: transmembrane transport. Gene Ontology annotation, cellular component: membrane. The coding region runs from base 1 to 1563 and encodes 520 amino acids. The transcript is spliced from 2 exons. Lineage: Eukaryota; Fungi; Ascomycota; Eurotiomycetes; Eurotiales; Aspergillaceae. The record is from RefSeq and is a predicted model, not a curated record.